AUGGCGACCACGUCAGAUCACGACCAAUUAAUCAGCAUGGGCUUCGACCCAGAGAAGAGCAAGAUGGCCCUAAAAGCGUCAGGUGGCUUGGCCGACGCAAUAGACUGGCUGGACAAGAACGCCGACAAGUCAAUCGAAGAUCUGAAGGCCGAGGAGACCACGGCCGCCGAAGCCAAAGCACAAGAAGCUGCCGAUCAAGCACGAAGUCUGGUCUGCAACGAAUGUGGGAAGCGAUUCCGUGGCACCGCAGAAGCCGAGUAUCACGCCUCCAAGACCGAACAUCAAGACUUCUCAGAGUCAACAGAAGAGAUCAAGCCACUUACCGAGGAAGAGAAGAAGGCAAAGUUGGCUGAGCUGAGGGAGCGAAUGGCUGCAAAGAAAGCUAUUCAGUCCGAGAAAGACAAGGAAGACGCCAAGCGGAACGAGCAGAUUUCUAGAAAGAAGACCAAAGAAUCAGAAGACAUCAAAGAGCAGCUGCGGGUCAAGGAGCAGAUCAAGGACGCCGAGAAGAAGCGGAAAGAGAAGCAGGACGACAUCGAUGCAAAAAAGAAGAUCAAGGCCCAGAUUGCUGCAGACAAGGAAGAGCGUCGAUUGAAAGCAGAGCGCGACAAGGCUGCCCGCGCAGGACAAGCUCUGCCCUCACAGCAAGAGACGACGACCGCUACACCCGCAGCUACGACGUCGAAGCCCGCCUCAGAGUACACAGAAAGCCGUAUGCGGUUUCAGACAGAAAGCGGCAAUAUCAUGAAGACCUACCCAGUCGAGACCACUUUGUUCGAGGUCGCCCAAGCCAUCGGAGAUGAGAUAGGCCGGGACGUCGAAAGCUUCACCCAGAACUUCCCAAGAAAGGUCUUCGGCAAGGACUUCUUCGAUCAGACCCUGAAGGAGCUGAAGCUGGUGCCAAGUGCGAGCUUGAUUGUCAAGUAG
Molecule: messenger RNA, 927 nt
Organism: Cyphellophora attinorum
Lineage: Eukaryota; Fungi; Ascomycota; Eurotiomycetes; Chaetothyriales; Cyphellophoraceae
Exons: 2
Coding region: 1-927 (308 amino acids)
Molecular function (GO): protein binding
Source: RefSeq, a predicted model, not a curated record